Dinoponera quadriceps is the source of this 2455-nucleotide messenger RNA. RefSeq names its product EGF domain-specific O-linked N-acetylglucosamine transferase (gene Eogt). NCBI's taxonomy places the organism in Eukaryota, Metazoa, Arthropoda, Insecta, Hymenoptera, Formicidae. The record is from RefSeq and is a predicted model, not a curated record. Gene Ontology annotation, molecular function: protein N-acetylglucosaminyltransferase activity. The transcript is spliced from 10 exons. Gene Ontology annotation, cellular component: endoplasmic reticulum lumen. Bases 754 to 2430 code for a protein of 558 amino acids.
GCAAAGCGUUACGGUUCGAAGAUUCAAACUGCGACCUCGAGACGGUGGAGAUUGCGUGACUCGGGUAGUAAGCUUAGAAAGUGCUGGAGGGUACGUUGUCUCGACGGUUCGUUCCAGUGGAAAUAUUUUUAUCUUCAGGAAAAAAUUGUUUGGUGCGUCGGUGCUCACAGAUAAGAUAUCCUUGACAGUGACAGUGCGUACAGCCAUGUUGUAGGCAUGAUGUUGCACAGCUGACGGCGUGAAAGAUAACCGGGUACGAAAACUCUUUCGUCUCCUUCAUCUACGAGAGACAACGUGGGUUUUCAUGAUUUCAUGAAAGAUCUAUGAUUAAAGUCAGUAAGCUUGUUCAGGAGUGAUUCCGAGAUAAUAUCCCGGCGUGCUCCGUUCCCAGACGGUGCUGCAUUAUCGAUCAGACCAACAGACCGCAGGAACGCCGGUGUAUUAUUUAAAACAAUAAGAAGUAUCAAAGCUUCGCUUCUUCGUGGGUUUUCUCAAGGCGAGCCAGUGCACAAUUUCUAUGAUGUAAGCUGACUCAUAUCUUACACAUCUUCAGCAUCUCACCUCUCACUCCUCCUCCGCGAGUGACUUCCACGUGUACGUGUGGGUGCGCGGACGGAUGUGGUUGUGAUGGAAUACAGUAGGUGAGGUCAUACACCCACCUUAACAAGUGGUUCGUUUUUCAUUCACAUUGUGCGGCUUCUAGUUGAAGACGAACGCUGCGAAAUACUCUUUUCGGAAUAGUUUUAUCACACGAUGAUCAUGAGGACGUUGUUCGCGGUUCAUCCUGCAUCAUUGAUGUUCGCAUUCACGGUCACUGCCAUUGGCGGCAAUUACAUAGACAUUGAUUUGCCGCAUGAUCACGUGAAGUAUUAUUUGAAUUCUUUUCCCACGGUAGCAGAAAAGUGCCGCAACGAUACGGCAUGUCCAUAUAAGGAUGCUCUCGAUAUCAAAGCCUGUUGGGGCUACGAGCAAGACUGUAAAGCGGAAAAUUCUUUUUCCGUUCCACAUUGUCCAGGCGACCAUAAAGGAUGGGUAACUACGAAAAAAGCUCAAUUGGACACGUAUUACGCGCAAGGCGACUUUGGAUAUGUGCGCGAUCAGAGGAAAGAGAUGAUGCUAUUGUGCGAACCGUUAUUUGUGGAAGAUUCGUCGUUGGAGUGUUCGGAGCAUAUGAGGUUUUGCCGAGCGAGAAAUGUAAUGUUAAAUUUCACGGAUUUGCUGAAUCGGAAGGAACCUAUACGGUAUAAAAUGGAUGUUCUAAAAGAAGGUCAAAUCGGCGGCUACUGCACGCUGAACGAAAGGAGACUGCAGGAAAAUACGGAUCACAUCAGCCCGCUGCAAUCCUGGGGACCCGAAUUGAGAAACUUUCGGAAACUGUCCCGCCGGCCAAUUGUUCGUGGCGAUUGCGACGUGGUAAUUGAAAAGCCGACUUUCAUCAUGAAGAUAGACGCUAUAGUAAAUAUGUACCAUCACUUUUGCGACUUCUUCAACUUAUAUGCAUCAUUGCACGUGAAUCUCUCGCACCCAUCUGCCUUCGAUACUGACAAUCACAUAAUGAUCUGGGAAAGUUAUAGUUAUCGGUCGGCGUUUCAAGACACCUUCGAAGUAUUCACGAGAAAUCCGCUGUGGGACCUGAAAACGUUCCGAGGCAAGACCGUGUGCUUCCGGAAUUUAGUGUUUCCCUUGUUGCCGCGAAUGAUAUUCGGCCUCUAUUAUAAUACGCCUCUAAUUUAUGGCUGUGAAAAGUCCGGAUUGUUCAAAGCCUUUGGCGAUCAUAUGCUGCAUCGACUUCGAAUACCCCUUCACCGAAGGAAGGAUCGGAAGAUCCACGUCACAUUGUUGAGCAGAGACACUCGGUAUAGGAAGAUCUUGAAUGAAGAUGAGUUGGUGAAAGCUUUGCAGGAAAAUCCGGAAUACGAAGUUAAAAAGGUAGUGUAUAAUAAAAAUAUGACGUUUAAGAAGCAGUUGGAAGUCACGAGGAAUUCCGACAUUUAUAUCGGUAUGCACGGCGCUGGAUUGACGCAUUCGAUGUUCCUACCAGAUUGGGCGGCAGUAUUCGAAAUAUAUAAUUGCGAAGACCCUAACUGCUACAAGGAUCUCGCGCGGCUGAGAGGGGUGAAAUACUUCACAUGGGAAGAUACGUCGAAAUUGGUGCAACAGGAUCUGGGAACGCAUCCUGACGGCGGAGCUCAUGCGAAGUUCACGAAUUACAGUUUCGACGUGAAAGAAUUCCUGAGAAUCGUAUCGCUUGCGAAAAAUCACGUAAAGUAUCAUAAUGCAUUUAAAAAAUUCCUCAACAGCGAUAUUAAUAUCGAAAUGCACAAUGAUACUAAGACGAGAAAUAAUAAAAAAUCCACACAAACUCCUAACGCAGAGGAAGUAAUUCGGUUACGACGGAAGUCGAAUAUAUCACCCAAAGAUGAAUUAUGAACAAGAUUUAGGUACUAAAUAAAAA